AUGAAGGAUAGCUUGAUACUGGUCGAUGCUCCGCGCCGAGAUGUUGUCAUGCUGCCUGCCAGUGGAUAUGUUGUGAUUGCUUUGAAGACUGUCAACCCCGGCCUUUUGGAGCGUGAAUCAGAUAUCGAGAUCAACGAUAGUACCUUGAAUUCUACCUUUAAGAAUUGGCAGAGCUACACUGUUGACGACGACCUUGUUCAGCACGACUCCGGUGUCUAA
Penicillium angulare is the source of this 219-nucleotide messenger RNA. RefSeq lists its product as uncharacterized. NCBI's taxonomy places the organism in Eukaryota, Fungi, Ascomycota, Eurotiomycetes, Eurotiales, Aspergillaceae. Gene Ontology annotation, molecular function: oxidoreductase activity; copper ion binding. The coding region runs from base 1 to 219 and encodes 72 amino acids. The record is from RefSeq and is a predicted model, not a curated record. The transcript has 2 exons.